Apis laboriosa (Himalayan honeybee) is the source of this 4695-nucleotide messenger RNA. RefSeq lists its product as uncharacterized. Gene Ontology annotation, biological process: sensory perception of smell; imaginal disc-derived wing hair organization. Gene Ontology annotation, cellular component: cell cortex; membrane. The record is from RefSeq and is a predicted model, not a curated record. The transcript is spliced from 12 exons. Lineage: Eukaryota; Metazoa; Arthropoda; Insecta; Hymenoptera; Apidae. Bases 1 to 4695 code for a protein of 1564 amino acids. Gene Ontology annotation, molecular function: olfactory receptor activity; odorant binding.
AUGUUGGUAACGAUGUGCAUCCUGGCGAUCACCGUCUUCGCGGAUAUUUACGCGAAUAUGGAUAAUUUGUCGAUCACAACCGACGAUGGUUGCAUCUUCGCUGGCAUCUUCGUUGUGAUAUUCAAAGCGAUGAACCUUCAAAUUCAUCGAGGAAAAAUGAAAAAAUUGUUGCACGAUAUAUUCGAGUGUGGCGACGAUCUCUGCGAAUUUUCCGAACUCGAAAGCGUUAAGAAGAUUAUCGACAAAUAUCACACACGUAACAAAGUGAUGUUCUUUGGAUUUUGCGGGAUAGGAGCUUGCCUAGGAUUCGCACUGUUGUGCUUCACGCCUAUGGAGAAUGGUUUGCCGAUCAGGGCAAAGUAUCCCUUGAACACGACCGUAUCACCUUGGCACGAGAUCAGUUUCUUCGUUGAAACUUGCGCCGUAUCUGGCGGUCUGUUAGGAAUAAUCGUAAUGGACAGCAUGACGACUUUCAAGUGCAGCUUGAUCACGAUGCUGUUGGACGCGUUGAAUGUCAAUUUUGAAAAUUGUAACUAUGAAACGAAGCAGACGAUCGAUGGAUACAAUGUAUACAAGGAAAAACGGAAUAAUAAUAAUAAUAGAUUCCUCGAUCGUUACAAGAAGUGUGUUCAAUUUCAUCAACGAUUAGUAAUCAUAUCGAAGGAUUACAACGAGAUAUACAAUUUAAGCAUGUUCGUUCAGAUGCUUUCCAGCACCUCGAUCAUAUGUCUGACUGGUUUUCAAGCUGUUGUGAAUGCAGCGGAGAAGAUGCGUCUUCUAGUCCUCGUCCUCGCGGGCAUCUUGAACGUUCUCGAGUUUGUUCGUUGUCAAGAGCUUUCGGUCAUCAGGCACUCCGAUGGAGACAUUUUCACGUUGGAAGGUUCCUGCACGGAGGCUUGCACGGUGCUCAGCAGCGGAACAGCCAGCCCUUACACGCGUAGCCCUUCGACCGCAGGGCUCGUUCCUCCUAACAACACUUGCACCUGCCAGUGCAACUACGGGCUACCCACCUUCCGGGAGGAUCUUCACAUCUGCGUGAACGAUAUUCACGAAUGCAACGUUGCUGGUUUCGUGAGCGGCACAGGCCAAGUCGAGAGGGUGCCAUACGUGUUUCUACCUCAACGUGGCCAGAUAAUCUAUCCUCACGCGGAAAUACGCUUCGAAGGUGUGACAACGCCGGUGUGCGGAAUAACUGGGGCUCAGCAAUUGGGGCGAGCAGGAUGGUCAGAGUUGAGGAAUCUUUCGGACACAGAGCCACCCUUCAGGCUGUUUCGUGACGAAGGAAGAACGUUUCUACAGUGGAUCGGCGAAACCGGGCUGAGAGAAGCGGCUGAGGGUCGCGUGGUGACAGCGAAACUCGUGUGCAGAGACGCCUCUCAGAAGUCGAAGCUCCCCGGUGUCUUCACCCCGUGCGUGGCUUUCAGGGUGGCUGGUUCACAGUCCAAAAGCAACGUUCGAGAAGUGAUGUUCUCCUCGACAACGCAACUGUCGCAAGGGCUCUCCGCGACCGAGUACACGGCCAUCGGCCUCUCAUCCGUGAUCCUUGCAUUGAUCUACGUCGCGAGCGUGUCCCUGUACCUCCACAGCAAAAAGGCGAAGAGAAAGAUCGUCGAGGAGCCGGAAAUAAACUUGGCCCCUGGCCGAGAAGUGAGUGGGUUGGUGAAGAGCAACCCUUUGCUCGCUGCUUCGAGACACUUCGAGAGCGAUACUAACAGUGGUUUAACGGAGAGCGAUCUGGGGGAUGAUCUUCCACCUAGCGACGGUGAACAGGGAUUCGAAAAUGUUACUUCGGCUAUCGUUCAUCCCCAUUGCAUUUACAUGGAACAGUCUGAAGCUUGCUUUGGAACUGGUUCCAUUCUAGGGGAAAGAUUGCCAGAAGAGGAUGUGCGAGUCGUGGAAACCGUGGAUAAUCAACAUCAACAGGAUGUUCCCGUAUUACCUGGAGCUCAGAGAAGAAAGUUAUACUUCAAUCCCGCUUACUUCGACAGACAAUUGUUGCUCGCGCCUCCUCCAGCAGCUAUCGAAUUUCUUAUAAAAAUUCGGGAGGUCAUCUCCAUAGCGAAGCACAAAAUGGCUGCAAAGAAAUUCGUCCCUAUCCUCGUCGGGAUCCCGGAAGAGGAAACGAACACGGAACAAUGCGACGCGACGGGCAAGAAUCAGCUUCAACAAUCGGCCUCGAAUUCGACUCGAAGCUCUAUCACCAAAUCACGGAAGUCGCAACGAUGCACCGGAUGCCCCGGCUGCACGACGGACACGUUCAGAGACACGCCUACUCUUCCAGAAUCCGAUCAGUUAAAUCCGGGUGAGAGUAAGGUUCGAGCAUGGUUGGCGGACGUUAGGUCGACGCCUCAACGUUGGCGAGACGCGGAAGAAGCUCGAAAGACCCUUCAAGAGAACACGAAAACCUUCAACAAGAAUUUAGAGUAUUUAAAGGAAUUGGCCAAACGAGAAUUCGACACGGAUGCGAAAGGGAAUUUGUUGUCGGGAAAAAUUGUUUCUUCGUGGAAGGAGAGUUCACAAAUGAUGAUGAGAACGUUUCAAAACGUGGCAAGGAGCGAAAUUCUCGAGACGGACGAUCGACACAGCGUUUCGAAACGUUCGACCAAAUCGAUGUUCGAGGAAUCCAAUUAUUAUUCGCCGAGAAGAAACGGGGAUACUUCGAUAGGUGGGGGCAACGGUGAUGAAGUCAUCAACACCAAGGUGAGGAAAGCCAUCGAAAAUUCGUUCAUCAAACAGAUGGAAGAGAACGCCAUUCUGGAGAAAGGGACGGCGGAGAAAGAAGAAAAUAAAGAAGAGGAGAACAUGGCGGUUGUUUCUAGCAAUGAAAAUGGGAAGGAGGAAGGAAGAGCAAAUAUGAGGGAGGGUUCGUUGCGGAAAGGAAGGAAUGAAUCGGGCGAAAAUUCGACAGGAUCGAAAAAAGAAUUGCCGGACAUGAUCAACGAGCUUCCAAAUGCUAAAAAUACAGCGAAACGUAUCAUGGAUGCCGUUAUCCGUGAAAUGGUUGACGCAAAGGUGUUGGUUGAACAUCACUCGAAAUCGGAGAAUAUCGCUGAUUACGAAGUGGAUAGUUUGGAACGGUCGAAAUCCAGCAGGAAAUCGUCCAAUUCGCCAGAAUCCACCGAUCAAUCGAGCCCAGCUUUGUCCACAGCUCUGCCAAUGGAUGAAGAAUUGACGAUGCAAAAUGCUGUGAUCAAUCCAAGAACUGGUGAGAUGAUGAUAUCGAAUAAAUUAAAUAAAGAUAUUUUCGAAAAAGGGUAUUAUAAUAAUCUACCGGAGUUAAUCUCUUCUCAAAAAUCGGAGAGUUAUUCCCUCGUUAGCGAGGUGUAUGUGAACGAUGGCUACGAUAGUCCAGCCUGCAGCGACGAUUCUGGGCCAGAGAUUCAAUACGAGGCCGAGAAUCCUGGACAUUUGACUAUUAAAGUUCAAGAUUCGCCGAAAAAUUAUGUAAAACAGGACGAGUCUGAGUACGAACCGGACACGUUAGACAGGAAACCGAUGAAGUUGAAAAUCAACGACGGCACGAGUUAUGAAAAAGACGUUCCCGAUGAGAUCUAUGUCGAUUCUCUCGAAAGGCCUGCUCAAAUUCUUCUCAAAAGUAAGGGUAGCUUUCGUGAUCAAGACUCGGGGAAAAAUGGCCCAUGUUUGCAUCGUGGCUACGGAAGUCUUCGAGAAAUCUACGAGGCUAGGCUGAAAUCCAAUUCCAAGGAAUUGAAUAAUAGCACUAAAUCGUUGAACGGCCAUUUAGAAGAUUCCAUAUCUUGGAAGAAAUGUAAGUAUUUAACACCCGAAAUAAGACAGUUGAAAAGACAACGACAACCGAGCAAUCAACCGGACGUGGUACCAUUACCGCCCACGGAGGAUAUCUAUCAGCAUCCAAAACCUCCACGGCGUGUGAAAGAUACGAAAUUAUCAUCGAACUCUGUGUCAAAAAACGGGUGGGACAGGAGUCCUGCCGAAGCGGGUGACCCUACGACCAGCAACGGUUCUCCUGUCCCCUGUGACUAUUUCCACGUAGGGGCCAUUGAUUGUUCUUACUCCGACAAGGUUCAACGACAACAAGCCGAGGAGUCGAUGACAGAAUGCAAGCAUCAAUUGAUAGAUGAAACGAGAAACAAUUGCAUGCGAGAAAAGUCAAAGACUAAUUUAUCUGCAUCAUGGUAUAAUUCUCGCAUUCAAAAGGAUAAAAAGAAAUUUCUCGAUCAAUGUCAGAAACAAGAUUUCCAAAGAAAACAUUUGACAAGACCUUCCAGAAAUAACGAAUCCGUUACCAAUUAUUCCACGAAUCAUUUGUUCGGGUAUCAACCGCAACCACGAAUGAAAAUAGAAGAUAGCGGAUAUUUAAGUAGCACGGAUAGUAAUGGGUCGCACAAACAACUGCUAAAACACGAAGUGAGUAGCGUCUCGGAAACUGAUGAAACCGAAUCCGUCUGUGAUGGAGCGAGCGAGAGCGGUGCAGAAAGUGUUGGAACGGACAGUGUUUUCUUUGGAAAUUUUCGCAAACUUUCAAAUGUGUCUAAUUUGUUGAAAAAUAAUGAUUCAGGGAUGGAAAUUGGAACGAAAAACUCUUACAUUCAACCAUUUUGUGCCAAAAAUGAGAAUAGAGUUUUAGAAAAAUCAAAUUUUAGCACCAGCGAUAGCGAAACUGAAAGUUUUAUCACGGUUCUUCCGCCGUGUGGAUCUAAAGAAUCAGUUUAA